Vicia faba (fava bean) is the source of this 924-nucleotide messenger RNA. Lineage: Eukaryota; Viridiplantae; Streptophyta; Magnoliopsida; Fabales; Fabaceae. The record is from the annotation of a GenBank genome assembly.
AUGCAAGUUCCCUUGAUCGACAGACUCAACGAUUUCCAAGCAGGUUUCAACUCAUUGCAAAACCCAUCUCUCCCUUCUCAAAUCGCAACCACCUCCUUCAACGGUUUCCAAUCAGUUUCCAUAGCUUUCAAUUUCUGCAAAUGGGGUGCUGUCAUUCUCGCUUUAGUCGCAACCUUUGGUAGCAUCAUCAACAAACUCACCAUAUUCAUCACCCAUCUCCGUAAAAAAGCUCAUUCCCUUCCUUCAAUCGCUUUCGAUGACGUUUUCAGCUCCGACGAAAAUGACGACGACGACGUCGUUAGCUUAUCUUCUUCAUCGGACUUUGAAGACGACGAGCCAUCUGUAUCAUCUUCUUCAAGUUUCAACGAUUUUUUCAGAAUCAGCGGAAACAGUUAUCUUAUAAACGACGAGUUCCAGUCGCAAAACGGUGGACAUCAACGACAACGUAGUAUCGGUGACAUUUUUUCUUUUUUUGAAUUAGCUAACAGUGAAAACGUUGUUAAGUUUUGGGACAGUAUAGGAUUCGGUCUAGGUUUAGAUUUCGAUGAAUACGAGGACGGAGUUAUGUCCUCAUACGACGUCGUAAGCAGCAACCAAAACGCGCUUUCAACUCACGUGGAUUCACCAGCGGUAGUUGUAUCGGCGGGAGAAGGCGCGCGUGGUAAUCUCGCGAUUGAAAUUUGGGACACGCGCCUCCGUCGACGGAAGCCUUCUGUUGUAGCGGAGUGGGGGCCUACGGUGGGGAAGACGGUUCGCGUCGAAUCUGGCGGCGUUCAGAAGGUUUAUGUGAGAGAUGACGGACGUCAACGUUUGACGGUUGGUGAUAUGAGAAAAGUCAGUAUUCCGUUAAGAAACGUAACGAAAUCUGACGCGGAUAAUACUUGGUGGGAUGCGGAUGCUGUUAUUGUUUCGGGUGAACAUUAA